Messenger RNA from Solea solea (common sole), 7440 nucleotides. RefSeq names its product mitogen-activated protein kinase kinase 5 (gene map2k5). Gene Ontology annotation, molecular function: protein kinase activity; ATP binding; protein binding. The record is from RefSeq and is a predicted model, not a curated record. Bases 314 to 1663 code for a protein of 449 amino acids. The transcript is spliced from 22 exons. Gene Ontology annotation, biological process: protein phosphorylation. NCBI's taxonomy places the organism in Eukaryota, Metazoa, Chordata, Actinopteri, Pleuronectiformes, Soleidae.
AAAGCUCUGAGCGGAUGUUGAUGCGGAAACGCUGUAGUUGUGGUUUCUUCAGAACCAGCUACAUGGCUAAAUAUCCCAGAUAACACUCAAACGUAGCCUUUGUUAGUACGAGGACAACGUUUUACAGCUAAAUCUAAACCUUUCGGGAGGUUAUGUUGAGUCGUUAACAAUUUCAAACUUUCACGUCAUUUCUCUCUGUGUCUGGAGUGAGCAGGAUGCUAACAGCUGUCGUUAGGAAACUGCAGGAAAUUAGCUAGUUUAGCUAGCAGAGACCACAGACAGGUGACUUUAUGUCUCUCGACAUCGGCUCUUAAUGCUCGUAUUGGACUUGAAUAACAUCUUCGUAAUGGACACCGAGGCAAUAGUGAUCCGUAUAAAGACGCCGUCGGGGGACAUGGACUCGUCCGUGGACUGUCCGUCUCUUCUAAACUUUAAUGAUUUGCUAGUCGCCAUCAGAGAUGUCAUGCCUGAAGCCACUGUCACUGCCUUUGAAUAUGAAGAUGAGGUAGGAGACAGAAUCACUGUAAGAAGUGAUGAAGAGCUCAAGGCCAUGUUGUCAUAUUACUACAACACAAUGAAUGAACAACGCAUGAAUGGACUGCUGCCAGACCCUCUCCAGAUUUUUCCAAGAGCCGGCAAGACUCCAGGGAUCCGGAACAUACAUGGCCUGAAGGUUAAUACAAGACCUAACCCAGCCAAUGACUGCACUCAUACUGUCCCGGACUCCAUGACCAACAACAGUUUAAAAAAAUCAUCCGCUGAGCUGAAGAAGAUCUUGUCCAAUGGGCAGAUAAAUGCCCUAGAUAUCCACUACCAAGAGCAGCUCGGCCAUGGAAAUGGAGGCACAGUUUACAAAGCGUACCAUGUUCAUGGGAAGAGGGUUUUAGCUGUCAAGGUCAUUCCACUGGAUAUCACUGUGGAACUACAGAAGCAGAUUAUGUCAGAAUUAGAAAUUCUCUACAAGUGUGAUUCACCCUACAUCAUCACUUUCUUUGGUGCCUUUUUCGUUGAGAACAGGAUAUCCAUAUGCACCGAAUUCAUGGACGGUGGUUCUCUGGACGUGUUCAAAAGGAUACCAGAGCAUGUUCUGGGAAGGAUCGCAGUUUCAGUAGUCAAAGGGCUGACGUAUCUGUGGAGCCUUAAGAUACUUCACAGAGAUGUCAAGCCUUCCAAUAUGCUGGUAAACACCCGAGGACAAGUCAAGCUCUGUGACUUUGGUGUCAGCACGCAGUUGGUGAAUUCCAUUGCCAAAACCUACGUGGGAACUAACGCAUAUAUGGCGCCAGAGAGGAUAUCUGGAGAACAGUAUGGUAUCCAUGCAGAUGUGUGGAGUGUGGGAAUCUCUUUCAUGGAGUUGGCACUGGGCAUGUUCCCCUAUCCACAGAUUCAGAAAAACCAAGGAUCUUUAAUGCCUCUCCAGUUACUGCAAUGCAUCGUUGAUGAGGAUCCUCCAGUUCUGCCUGUCGACCAGUUCAGUGAAAAGUUUGUUCACUUCAUCACUCAGUGUAUGCGGCGGCAACCCAAAGAGAGGCCUGCCCCUAAUAACCUCAUGGAUCAUCCCUUCAUCACGCAGUACAACGAUGGCAACACGGAGGUCGUGUCGAUGUGGGUUUGUCGCUGCUUGGAGGACAGGCGGUCUCAGGAGGCUCAAGGACGCGUCUGACGGGAGUCCCCACGAUGGACCUGGACUUUUGAUCUUAAGCCUUGGACACUAAUCAAAGUCUUCAGGAUCAAGUACGUCCAUAUGCACUGUACAAGUGUGGCUUCAUGUACAUGGACAAAACCAAACAAACAUCUGUAAAAUGUGUUACUUUUACGCAAGUUAGUCUGUAUUUAAAGGCACUUGUGUGGCCUGAAAAUGAAGAGCUCACAUCCACUGAAGUGAAUGUGAGUCUCUGUGUCUGAUGAGUGCACAGAGAUCUGAGCUCUCUUCAUGUCGCCAUCUGCAGCUUUAUCCGUGUGUGUUUUGGGAGCAUCACAGUCUGAUGAAUGGAGACAAAUUGUCCUCCUUCACUGGACCAGUGACAAUAAACGACUUAAAAGCACCGCGAUACACUGGCACAGUUGUGUUCUGCUUUUUAAAGAUGGCACCUCUCAUCACCGUCUUGUGCUUUACUGUUGACAGCCCUCGAGUGAUUGUUAAGGUUUUUGCCUGUGAGUAAAUACCCCUGUGUGCGUGGUUUUCCACUGGUGUAAGCAAAACUAUGUUGUGCCUGUACUUUUCAAGACAAGCCCCCCCACGCCUUUAACUCAAAAAAGUGCUUUACAGAGACAUUAUAAUAAAGACAACACAUUAAAACUACUUAUAAAUGACAACAAAACAAAGAUAAUCCAUAUUAUCUUCAGAGUUUAAAGCUGCAGUAGGCGAGAUCACUGAUAAAAUAGAGAGAAGAGGCUAUUUUCUCCAACACUCGGUGAGUUUACAUGUAUGUUAAAAGUCAGAUUUAGACAAUAAUUCAGUUCUCAAGCCAGUCUUAGUCAGACUAACAUACCUGGAUAAUGUGAUUCAAAGUCCGAUUACUCCUACAUGUAUACUCUGAGUCAAACUUGGCGUUCUGCACAUGCACCAAAAUGUCCUCCAUGGUCUUUGACCCGGAAGGAGACGACGUAUAAACUUCAGUAUUGUUGCCGAAAAUCCUACGGCAGUUGCGUCAUCAACAUGACAACCACAAGAGUCUAUCUAAUUUGUAUCAUCAUUCACUGUUUUUCUGUGACGUAAAGGUCAACAGGAAACAAUGCACACUUGUGUAAUACAGCUUCACCUAUGGAGUUGUCCGAUUGCCUGUCUUAGUCGGACUAUGGCCUAUGACCUCCUUUUCUAGGUUUCUUUGCCCUGUAGGAAGGUGUUGUUGCCAAAAUGCAGUUGUAUGAAGAGCAGGUGUAAUGGGAAUAGCCUAUCUGCAAAAAAGGAGCCUCAGCUGUAGCUGUGAGACUGUAACCAGAGCAGGCGCUGAAAUGUCUUUCUCUCUCAGAUCAUUUCAUUUACAGUAUCCUGAAAGGUUAUUGUGGAAUUAAUGAUCAAUAACACCCAAAAGAAAAUCUGGAUACUUUACCAUCAAGCCUUUAUUGAACCAGUUUUAGGUGAUUUUUAGUUUUUCAAGAAGCUGCAGAGCAUGGAUGCUAAAAGCUGCUUCGCUUUGCUUAGUUUUGAUUCAGGGAGUAAAAGCUGUUCACUGAUGACCCGAGGCGUCUGGAUGCACCGUAUCUUACAAAUACAUCAGAGCUGUGUUUAAGCCCAAGACCAUUUAGUGUUUUAUAGACGAGUAGUGGGUCAAACGGUGAUUUAAGGGCCGAUGGUAUGUGCUCCACUUUCUUGGUGUUGGGAUUGGACACUGAUUUGUAAGUUUUAGUUUGGUGAAUUCAAAACAAGCACCAAGUUUUAAUAGAUUUUUUAGGCUAAAGACAAUGUGUUUAUUCCAAAGCCUUUUCAUCCCGUUAAAGGUCCAGUGUAUAAAAUUCAGGUUCAAUUAUAUGAAUUUGGUAGAAAGAGUGGCGUUAUCUGAUUGUAUGAAUUGUUGUUUUUCAUUAACCCAAGAAUGAGCCUUUUAUAUUUAUAUCAGAAGCAGGGUCAGCUCUACAGAGACAGCCAUUUUGGACCGUAAUGUUUUACAGUAGCCCACAAUGGACUAAACUACUAAAUUUACUUUGAGUUUUCAUGGUAACUAAAGUCUCCAUAGGUUCUCAAACACACUUGGAGGGGAAGGGUGAGGGAUUUUCUGCUUGCGUCUUUACCACUAAAUGUUGCAGGAUUUUCCACACUGUACCUUUAAGCAGCAUUGCAACAUUACUGAAACAUCAACACUUUAUUAUGUGUUGUCAACACUCAUCUGGAGGAAGCAGGGUUUCUUUAUUUUUGAACUUUUAUUUCCAUUUGCACACUCAUGCCUGACAUUGAACGCAGCUGGCUGAACUGUUGGAGAGGAAAUCUGCUGAAGCAGUUCUCCACUUUUGUUCAGCAGCUGUUUGUUUUUUUUAUCCAUUAAGAAUAAGAGAAACUACAGACAGAUGGAAUCAUAACAGGAACCAUAACUCUCCCUCUCUUUAUGAAACAACAUUUUUCUCAGUUUAAAUUACUGUUUUAUCCACAUCGUCCCCAGAUAAUCCUUUACUUUCUGUACAAUGCAGAGCCGUUUUAUAUUAUUGGAUUGCUCUCAGUGAGAUCACUGCUGAGGUAAAACAAAUGCAGUGCAAAUAACACCAAAGAUCAGUGACAGGCCAAAUGGUGAAUUAUAUGGAUUUGUCACGACUGAGGGAAACAUAAUGGUUGAAGUGAAUAAAAUGAAUUGAUUUGACCUGGUGUUUACGUGCAGCUGGUGAAAUGUGUUGUACUUAAGUGCAAUUAAAUCCCAUUACUUCCACAAAGGCACAGUAAACAAAGCCUACAGUGGAGCCGUGUUCAUUGUGAGCAGCGCUGAAAGCGAGUGUAACGGCGGUGCAUUAGUCUCAGCAGCAGCACUAUUUUAUUUUAUUACCUGGUCCGAUGUGAUUGUAUCAUAUGUUGUUGUGAAAACAGAGUUCCAUUUCUGGGCUUUAACUGUAAAUCACCCGAAACUGAGAACACGUUUGUUGCUCAAACAUCCGCUCCAUUAUGUCAUUAAUAACCUGUUGAGGUUUCUGUUCAUUGUACACGACCUAGGCGAACAGGUCAUCAUUAUUUUUGCAAUAUUUAAUAGUUUAAUAGCUUAUUUCCAGGGUGAAGGCAGGACGUGCUGUGGCACAAACACAGAGGCUUGAUUCUAGUAUUCUGAAUCUCUGACUAUCAUUGAGUUGCACACUUCUUUAGGGCUGCAACGAUUAUUCAAUUCAUCGAUUAUUAAUCGAUGAUUAGUUGUCAACUAUUUUAAUGUUAUUUUGAUAUUUUAAUGUUUUUUUUUAAUAAAUUGAACAAGUUUUCUGAUUUUUCAGCUUCUUAAAUGUGAAUAUGUUCUGUUUUCUUUGUUCCAUAUAACAAAGAAAUCAUGGUUUGUGGACAAAACAAAGACAUUUCCCGGUUUGUGAAACACCAACCAACAUUUUUCAACCUUUUCUGACAUUUUAUGGACCAAACAAAUACUUGAUUAUUCGGGAAAAUAAUUGACAGAUAAAUUGAUGAUGAAAAUAGUUGUUCACACUUCACUCUACACUUCAUACAUUGUUUGUACCCAUGCAGUGCAGUCUAUUUUCAUACAGAGCUUGACGUCUUGUUGAAACAAACGGCCACAAACUGAGCAGGAAAAAACGAGCUGAUCCAUUGUUGUUGUUGUCUCAGUUGAAAAUGCAAGGCUGACCCAGAGCUUUACCAUUCCAAACCGUACCGUACUGUACCAAACCAUACCGUACCAUGAUGCAAAUACAGCAAAAGUGUAAUCGGCGUAACAGCUUGAACUAGGUACCAACAUUCAACUGAUCAGAUCGAACACAUCGAUUACAGAAGCUUCAUUCAGAGGUGAUUUGAGCACACGUGGACACAUUUCCCAGCUGCAUGAGUUUAGUCCAUCCACAAGACACAUUGGAGACUGUCUCCUCAUCUUACGCCAUCUGUCCUGCGGCAGUUAAGGGAUUUAUUUAUUUUUUUACAUGUUUUUUAACCCGCUGAUCGUAUGCAGUCACAGUAGAUAAAGGAUAUUUUUGUGCAACAGUGGGUUGUGUGGCGGAAAUGUUGGUUCCAUAAAUGUCUUUAAAACAAAACAAUAGAAGCAAUUAGAGAUCACAAGAUGCAUUUUAAGGUUUUGGUAGAAGCUAGUAAAUGUCAAUUAUGUCAAACCAAAAUUUUUUAUAAUAUUGACUAGUUGAUAAAGCAUUUGUAAGUUAGCACAGCCUGUGUCACCCGUCUUGUUUUGCUUGUUUAUCAGCAGUGUGAACACAUUGAUCCGGUGGUUUCUGUCCGCACGGGUCAGAGGAGUUUAUCAGGUUACAAUGUUGUGUGCCUCUCAUUUUGUCCUCGUCUACAUCAGACCACAUCAUUAGUUCUUUUUUUUUUAAUUGAAUACUUUUCCACGUGCAUGACAUUUGGCUCUUAUGUCACAGCUGUCGUGUUUCAGUUUGUGAGGUUUACACUUGUUGGUGUUUAUGAGGCACAGGGUUUUUUGUAUGAAGCUUUAGGAAGCAAGAUGUCAUUAUUAAGGGCCCAGUGUGUAGAAAUUGAAUACUUACCUAAUAAUUACCUGAAAAUACAGAACUGUUAUAUCAGUCAUUCACAGAGACUGGGUCAGGACUCACAGUUGGGUUUCACGGUCACCAAAUAAGCAUGCUUUUAUUAAAUAAUGUGCAUAAUCUUUUUAAUCAGAUUAAGAGAUGAAUUUGUCAAACUGGAAAUGGCUGGUUAACCUUUUCAAAAUAAUAGGUGUUAUAUACAUGGCAGUAGAAUAGUCAGAAAUGUUAUGUUGUCGUGAUUUAUAUUUAAAAAUUGAGUCAUAAUAGUCGUGAUCUAUAAAAAAGUGGGUCCCCUUGUUAAAAAAAAUCCCACUUCUUUUACUUAUAUCACAUUCCUACUGGACAAAAAAUAAUUUAAUCCUGAGUUAAAACGGGUUUUUCACCAGUGGGAGUGUGUUAAUCUGCAUUCAUUCCUGGGUAUUUAUCAGCUUCUGCUCCGAUUGGCAUAAGAAACUGGUGAAACAAUGUCUUCAGCUGCUCUGUUUUUGCCUCUGACAUUUACUCUGACAUCUAGAUGCUGCAAAAUCCUACACACUGGUCCUUUAAUAUAACGCUGAUCAUUAAUAAUCUUCCAAAUUAGAAGAUUCCUGCAUUUGUGAAAAAAUAUCAGUGUGGAUUUUCCAAUAGAUGCACAAUGAAUAAUAUAUAUAUAUAUAUAUAUAUAUAUAUAUAUAUAUAUAUACAUACUGUAUAUACUCGGCAUUUUAUAUUUUAAUUAUACUCCUCUAAUUCUCACAGUGGGUAAGUAAUAUUCUAUCAUACUGUUAGUGCAUCUGAGACAGCUGCCUGAUAUGAAAUUGGUCGUAAAUGUAACUAAUGCUAAUGCAGUCAAGUUAAAGCAAUUAAACUGGUGUAGAAUAACGUGUGUGUGUGUGUGUGUGCGCGGUGUGGCCAUUUGCUAAAAUGUAAAAUUAAACCACAAUUAAAAGAGUAUUUCAUGUUUCUGAACAGCUGUUACUGUACAAAAUCUUUUUUUUAUUUGUAUCAUGUUUGCAUUCUCCUCACCCACUGUGGUGUUUGAAUGAGUCUGCCUUAGUCAUGGGAAUAUUUUUUUUGUUCUAUUUCUGACAGCUCUCUCUCUCUCUCUCUCUCUCUCUCUCUCCCUCCCUCUCUACCUCUCUCUCUCUCUCUCUCUCUCACUGUUCCUGUUUGUUCCUGCAUAAACCUCCAAAGCAUUAAGUCCUUGAUGAGCCUCAGCAGAAAUAUUAGUGCUGUGAUGAUACUGGCUCAUUAUGGCCUUUACUGUAAUUGUCUGUGUUGGCACUUACUCCAACCCACACAAAUAAAAUAAAAUGCAUUUAAAAGUCA